Hydra vulgaris (swiftwater hydra) is the source of this 3815-nucleotide messenger RNA. RefSeq lists its product as uncharacterized. Gene Ontology annotation, cellular component: nucleus; cytoplasm. NCBI's taxonomy places the organism in Eukaryota, Metazoa, Cnidaria, Hydrozoa, Anthoathecata, Hydridae. Gene Ontology annotation, molecular function: ATP binding; MAP kinase activity. Gene Ontology annotation, biological process: intracellular signal transduction; protein phosphorylation. The record is from RefSeq and is a predicted model, not a curated record.
UUUUUUAGACACAAGUUAUACAUUUAAAUAGUACCUGGUUGUUUUUGCACCAUUACAAAAUUUAAUGGCUUUGGUUGUUUUUUCAGCAAGUAUUACUAAUAAGUAUUUACUUAAUAUUGAAAAAUAGUUUUUUGUUUUGCAGAAAUAAUAUUAUAUAAACUUUUUUAAGAAUGUAAUUAUGAGCAAUCAAUUACGUAGACAUCAGAAACAAGUAAGUUUUCAUGUUGAUUCAAAGUAUAAAAUUCUUGAAAUCAUUGGAGAGGGAGCGUAUGGUGUAGUUUGCUCAGCAUUAGAAAGUACAACAGGUCAGCGUGUAGCUAUUAAAAAAAUAUGUGAUAUUUUUGAUGUGCCUGCCAUAACAAAAAGAACCUUAAGAGAAUUGAAGAUUUUAAAAUUUUUUAAACAUGAUAAUAUUAUAGCUAUCAAGGAGAUAUUAAAACCCCCUGAUGAUAUCAAACUUUUCAAAGAUGUUUAUGUUGUUUUGGAUUUAAUGGGUAGUGAUUUGCAUCAUAUUAUUCAUUCAAAACAAGAUCUUUCAGAAGAACAUGUUCGGUAUUUCCUCUAUCAAAUAUUGAGAGGUCUUAAGUAUAUACAUUCUUCAAAUAUUAUUCAUCGUGAUUUGAAACCAAGUAAUUUGCUUGUUAACAAAGAUUGUGAGUUGAAAAUCGGUGAUUUUGGCAUGGCAAGGAGUCUUCUAUCUUCACCUAUUGAGCAAAAGCGUGUAAUGACAGAAUAUGUUGCAACUCGCUGGUAUCGAGCACCAGAGCUGAUGCUUACUGUGCAUCAAUUCACUAAAGCUAUUGAUAUGUGGUCAGUAGGAUGUAUUUUUGCAGAAAUGCUUGGUAGAGCUGCUCUAUUUCCAGGAAGUAAUUAUCUUAAUCAACUUCAGCUUAUAUUGAGUGUUGUUGGUCUUCCUUCUGUAGAGUUUCUCAGUACAAUAUCUUCGGACCGUGUUCGAAAAUAUAUUACAAAGUUGCCGCACAAAGAUGCUGUUCCGUUAUCAAAAAUGUUUCCAAAUGCUUCUGCUGAAUCUAUGGAUCUACUGAAAAAUUUGUUAGUACUUGACCCAAAAUACAGGUUCUCAGUAGAAAAAGCAUUAGAUCAUAAGUUUGUUGAAAGGUAUCAUGACCUUGAUGAUGAACCUACUUGUGCUGAGUUUAGGUACGAUAUUGAAAGUCUCCCACUUGAUAGAGAUAUUUUAAAAGAGAAGAUUAUCAAAGAAGCUUUGGAUUACCAUCAAAAGCGAGCUAAGCCAAAACUAGCCCCAGUUCAGAUAGACUUUUCAAAUGAAUUUAUAAAACCUGAAGAUAUAGUGCUGAAAAAUAAUGUUUCUUCAGAAGCUAUUUCUAACAUUCCAAAAGCUGUAAAUAAUACUGAUAUACCAACAAAGCAUGCUAUAAAACGCAAGCAGAAGGAAAAUAUAACAGGCGAUAAGGUUGAAAAUGUCAAAAGAAAAGUCACUAGUGUUGAACUUACUUCUGCUGAUAAAAAUCUUUUGGAACGCUGGUCUAAUAUGCAAAAGUCAGCAAAACCAUUUGUGAACGCAAUAAGAAAUCAUGCUGGUGAUUUGAUUGGUAACUUGGUGCAGAAAAAAGAUAUAAAUGAUAAUCAAGAAUCUGUAAAAGGUCAAUCAAUUAUUAGACGUGUUUCUACUUUCCAGUUUACGAAUUUUGUUCCAAGAACAAAGGAUGGACAUGUUGAGCUUGUUAAAGAGGGAUCUUUACACAAUUCUGUUACUUCAUCACAUUUCAGUGUUGCUUCAUCACAUCUAGUUGUUGCUCCAUUGCAUCAAACUGUUGCUUCAUCACAUCUCACUUCAUCGCCUCUAAUUGUUACUCCAUCACAUGUACCUGUUGUAUCAUCACAUCUACCUGGUGUUUCUUCGCAUGUUGGGGUUGCUUCAUUACAUCUACCUGUUACUCUAUCACAUCUUGCCACAACAGCUUCUUCUGUUUAUUUUAUCUCACCAAGUUUUACCAAUAAAGUGUCCUCAGUCUCAAUGCAUCUUUCUACCCCAGUCUCUUCUUCUCUUGAGAAAACAUCACAACAUCAAUCAAAUUAUCAAAAUGCUAUUCUUGUACCUGUUAGUGCAGUUUCUAUGUUUAAUAUAGAGAAUAAACCUUAUAUUUUGGUGCCAAAUAUAAAAAUAAUGAAUCAUCCAAUUCGAAUAGCACCAAAGAUUUACAACAAAAUUUUGCCUGCCGAAUCAUCUGCAGACAACAACCAUAGAAUAGUUUCUCCUUCUAUGAAUGGUGCAAUGACAGUAAGCUCAUGCGCAAGUGUAAAACCUGUUAUUACUUCUCAACUUAAUUCUACUUCAUCUGAGCCAAAAGAAAGCGUAGCAAGGACAAAAGAAAGUCUAGCAUCAGCAAAAGAAUGUGUUGCAACAACAAGUAAUCAAUUGCUGCCACUAUUGAAAAAAACAUUAGAAAAAUCAGUGAAUUUAUUUAGUAAUAAAAAAGUAGAAAACAUUGUAAGUAAAACAGUAAAUAAAUCUAAUGUUAGCUUAGUAAGUCUGAACUUAGAGAGUGAAAACUCAGAAAGUUUUCAAGUAUUUAAUGACUUAAAUAAUAGUGAAACUAAAUGUUUAUUCUCUGGUGAAUCUCAUUUAUCAGAAAUUUCAAUAAAUUCUUCGGAUUUGAGUUUUACAGCUAACUUAUCAGCUGAUGUUGAAAGUAUUUCAAGUGAAAAAGAACCAUUUGAAAGUAUUGAAACUUUGACAUCUGUUCUUUCACAUAAUGGAGAGGAAAAAACUGAUGAAAAUGACACUUUAUUUAGUUACAUUAACACAACUUUACCAAAUACAAAUCCUGGUGAUUGGUCAAUAGUUAAAAAUAUGUUGCUUAAUACCAUUAAAUUAAAACCAGUUAAUAAUGACACUGUAAUACCUUGCUUAUCUGAAACUGUAAUACCUCUUUUACCUGAACAAAGUUCAUUGUUAGUUUGUGAUGGUUCUAAUAUAAAAACUAAUAUAGAAAAUGACUGCCUAAAUAAUUUGCACAAACAAGUUAACACCACUGAACUGAAUCAAAAUAUGCCCCGUUAUAAUGUUAGUAUUUUUGAAGAAAGUAACUCAAAGAUUUUCAAUAAUAAGUGUUAUGAUUUGGAUUCAAGUUUUAUAACAAAUAGUUGUGUUCAAAAACCAUUUGCAUGUUCACAAAGUUCAUUAUUGUAUUCUCUAAAUUCACAACAUAAUAGUUUUGAAGAAAAUAAUAGUAGAUUUUUGGUAACACCAAAACCUGACAAUAGUGUUGAAAAUCAAUUAGAAGUCCCAAACAUUGAACCUCAAAAUGUCUCAAGAGGUGACGAUUCUGACAUAUUUCUUACAACAGUUAUGACCACACCUUACACACCUCGUAGUGGAGCUGCUGGAUAUGGUUUAGGAAUGGAUUUUGAAGAUUUGUUAAGUGCAGGAGACAUAUUUAAUCCGAUUCGUAAUCCUUUUUCUGAACCCUUAUCGGCAUCUUUUUUAAAUGAAUGGCUCGGAAUGAGUAACAUCGAUCAUGAUGUUGAUCUGCAAAAGGAACUAGAAGAUUCUACAUACUAAAGCUUAAAAUUCAUAUAUAUAUAUAAACCAUUGUGAAGAAUUUAUUUUCCUAAGUAAUUAUUGAUUAAAGUUCAUUUUGUUAAUUUAUUAUUAAAAUUAGAUUUUUAUUAUUUUAAAUAUUUAAAUUAAAUUUUAUAUUUAAGUUAGUUUUUACCCAUUUUUUAUUAUUUUUUUUUAUUUUUUUUUUUAUUUUUUUUAGUUACUUUUUUUUAUUUGUAGUAAAGUGAAUGUCUCAUCGAUUAAAUUUGAUAGGAGUUAAAUAUAUUAA